AUGGUAUUGUCACAUAAUCUCCAAGACGUUUUUGAAGCUUCGUGUAAAUUUUCUCUAUUAAGUUUACCAACCCUGAAAGACAUUGGGUUGGAUAUUCAUUUUAGUGCAAUCGAUGUGAACAAUGCAACUACUACUACUACUGUAUAUAAUGGUCCAAAACCGAUACUCCCAUUUGCUUCGAGUGAACCAUUUGAAGCCAAUAUAAUUGAUUGGAGAUAUCUGUCCUCUCAAGACAAGAAAUGCAAGGCAGUUUAUGAGAUCACAUUUGAUAUUGCAAAAAGUAACUUUACAUUUAAGCCUGGUGAUACAAUAGGUAUUUUAGCACAAAAUUUGGAAGAAGAUGUAAACACAAUCAUAAACCAUUUAGAUUUAUCAUCUAAAGCCAAUUUACAGUACACACUCAGUGACUCUACAACUGAUAACCAUAAAGGUUGUAAGAUUCCCCCACAUAUACCUGUAAAAUCAACUAUAAGAUAUGUUUUGACUUCUUGUUGUGACAUCAGGGCUGUGCCAAAAAAGAUAUUUCUAUUGGCCUUAUCAAGACAUACAAAAGAUGAAGACGAGAGGAAGAUAUUAGAAUAUUUAUGCAGUAAAGAAGGCUCUAUAGCAUAUAAUAGUUAUGUACUAGACCAGCAAUUAUGCCUUUUAGAUUUACUUAUCAUAUUCAAGAGUUGUAAGCCGCCAAUACAAGUUUUACUAGGACAUUUACCAAGGCUACUGCCUAGGCCUUAUUCAAUUGUAAAUAGUAGUGUUAAGAAUCCGAAUGUAGUUAAAAUUUGCUUCUCUGUGAUGGAUUUAGGUCACAACAGGAAAGGUCUUGUAACUGGUUGGUUAGAGAAUAAAAUAAAAAGAGGAACAUACUCUAUAGAAGAGAAAAUGCGGUCCUUGAACCUAAGCAGUGAGUUGGAAAAAGUUUCGAUUUAUUUAAGGAGAAAUAUAUCAGGUUUCACACCACCUGUGGAUUUGAAAACACCUUUGAUAUUGAUAGCGACUGGCACAGGAAUUGCUCCAUUCAUUGGUUUUCUAGAACAGAGAUCAUAUUUAAAAGAAAGUAGUCAAGAAGUGGAUAUGGGCACUGUGUGGUUAUUUUUUGGAUGUAGACAUCCAAAUUCAGAUUUUAUUUAUGAAAAGGAGUUGAAUAUGUUUUUAAAUAAUAAGACGAUUGAUAGGUUCAAUAAAUCCUUCUCAAGGAUGGAGAAUGCUGAAAGCAAAUAUGUUCAGGAUGCUUUGAUGCACAAUGGCGAAGAUCUGGUUAGAUUAAUAGAGAGAGGCGCCUCUAUAUUUAUUUGUGGAGAUUUAAAGAAUAUGGCGGUGGCAGUCAAAGAUACGAUUAUCAAUUGUUUAGUGAAAUAUAGUAACAAAUCUCAAGAGGAGUCUAAAUCACUUUUAUCCAAUAUGCAGACAGAAAAGAAAUAUCUAGUGGAUAUAUGGAGUUGA
Messenger RNA from Diatraea saccharalis (sugarcane borer), 1437 nucleotides. NCBI's taxonomy places the organism in Eukaryota, Metazoa, Arthropoda, Insecta, Lepidoptera, Crambidae. The record is from the annotation of a GenBank genome assembly.